Fusarium redolens is the source of this 804-nucleotide messenger RNA. RefSeq lists its product as uncharacterized. The transcript has 3 exons. The coding region runs from base 1 to 804 and encodes 267 amino acids. Lineage: Eukaryota; Fungi; Ascomycota; Sordariomycetes; Hypocreales; Nectriaceae. The record is from RefSeq and is a predicted model, not a curated record.
AUGCCUAACACAACAGGCAGUUUCAUAUGGCGAAUUGUACGCCAUGUCGGAAUAAUCUUACCCGCGGGGACGCUCCUUGGUGCUGGCGUUGCCUUGGAGUUACCCCGGCACCCUCACUUGGAUGCUGCAAUCUUCUCGCUGCUAGCCGUGUCUGCCAUGGUUUCUAUUCUCUUGCAUACACCGGCCUUUCAACAAGCCCGUCUCGGCACUGUCGCUGGUCUCGUUGCACUUAGUUGCAUCAUUACUCAGUCACACUGCUUCACGCAAUCCCCAAAGUCGAUAGACGAGCUCAUGGCCGGAUUCCGAGAUUAUACUCUUAAGAUGGCCAUAAUCACAUCCGUGAUAGCCAUGAGACUGACGGCGAUGCCCAGAAACAGACAAGAAACUGGGGGGAUAACUGAGGAGGGAGAGUAUAUCCCACCCAAUGGUGUUGAGCCACGCAAAUCUCUGCGCAAGCUGAGCUCUAAACUGUCCUGGGAUCUAGCUUCCACCGCAAGCCAGCUGGAUCUACUCUCGAACAUAGGCUCAUUGAAUUUCAAAUUUAUGCCUGGACCCAAAUCCCAUGAUUCGGACUGUUCAUCCGGUAAAGACUCGGACAUUUCACUUUCAUCUGAUAUGAAAGGCGAGCCGACCAGGAUCAUGGAUAUCAUUGACUGGGCCACUGCCACAAGCCCUGCCACAGGCUCUUCUACACUCAAAACCAAAGGAGACUCCUUCUCGACACAGACAGUACUGCAAAAGGAUACGGCGCUAUGUCUUGAGGCAGGGGAAGAUCAUGCCAGCGGAACUCUGCCUGUUUUGUGA